UGCCAAACAGAGGGAUUUUCUUACUACUUCUUUUUGGGAUAAAUUGUUUUUUUUUUUUUCCAUGUUACAGCCGUUUCCACUUCAAAAACCACGACCGGUAUACUGGUGUGGUAAAUAUAAAACCCACGGAACUCCAAAAAAUCAGGUUACUAGAAAACCACAGCAACUACCACCCAUAAAUGUUUGAGCUUUCAUUUGCUUUCUUAUCAACAUUCUAAGGCCAAUAGUUUCUUUGAGCUUCUUAUAUUAUAGUGUUCAUUGUUCAAAGCGAACAAAAAAUACAACCCAGAGUAAGUAGCAAUGGAAGCUGUGAACUUGAGGAAAAAGGAGUGCAAAAUUGUGGUGGCCGUGGAUGAGAGUGAGGAAAGCAUGUAUGCACUUUCAUGGUGUCUCGGAAAUUUGAUUUCUCAAAACACAACCAACACCCUUGUGCUUCUUUAUGUGAAGCCUCCACCUACUGUCUACUCUUCCUUCGACGCUGCAGGGUAUAUGUUUUUCAUCGAUGUGAUAACAGCCUUAGAAAAAUAUGGCAGUGAUCUGGUGAAUUCAGUGAUGGGAAGAGCGGAAGCCUUGUGCGGAAAGUUUAGCGGCAAUAUAAACGUGGAGAGAAUCGUCGGAAGUGGAGAUGCAAAGGACGUAAUAUGUAAUACCGUGGAAAAAAUCAAAGCCGACACAUUGGUGAUGGGAAGCCAUGGUUAUGGUUUCUUCAAAAGGGCGCUUCUAGGAAGCGUGAGCGAUCAUUGUGCAAAGAAUGUAAAAUGUCCAGUGGUGAUCGUCAAGCAUCCAGAGAAGAUAUAAAGUUUCUUCUCCAAUUUCUUCCUUGAAUAUUGUUAAUGUUAGGUGGUUUCUACAAUGUAUACGAGUGAACUUUGGUAAAAUACUUGGGCAAUAUAUUGUACCUGUCAAUUCUCAUGGUCCAGUUGGAAGUGUAAUAGUAUUAUAUUUCCACAAAAUGGCUCGUCCAUUGACACUGGUAGAAAAUAAUAGAUAAUGAGAGCAAUCUGAAGUUUGCGCUCCUCAAAGGAAGGGAUGAGGCUUAUCAGUUUAUGCCCCCAAGACUUUGACAUACUUGCCAAAAGUUCACCUUUUCCAUAAUCCACCCAAACCAAAAAUUGGAAAGGUCUUGUUUCAAUGGUUCUAUAUAUAUAUAUAUAUAUAUAUAUAUAUAUAUAUAUAUAUAUAUAUGUAUGUAUAACACAUAAAAAAGACCACAGCUACUCGGUUAUGAGAAGUUACCACUAGACUAACCAUUUAAUGGCAUUUUGCAGGUGACAGCGAUUUCCCAAUUACUUGAAACAAAAUAAAUGGAAUAAAAUUCAGUAAUAUCACAGUAUCCACCAAACAGAACUCCUUUGGCGGACAACCUCAGCCUAGCUAAGGAAUUGCGUGGACAGAGUCAGGGACUCAGGGUUCACUUUGUCAUUGGAACAGUCAUAAUUCAGAACCUUAGACUAAUAUGAUGACAGUUAUAUAAUUGAGUAUCACUUGGUCUAUUAAAUAAGUAAUCAAACUAAAUUACCAUCCAAUAACCAUUCAAUGUCACAACACUCAAUCAAUUGAAAUCAGAGUAAACUAAAUCCACAACGUAAAUGCAUCCUUACUACAUUGAGUCACAGCAAGCAAAACAAAAAAAUUGAGUUUCUAUGCACUGAAAAGCCCUAUAGAUUGGAUGAUGUAAUAAUAACACAUCAACAUCGCAUUAAGUUGGUUCAUCAUGGAACCAUGAUAAUCGAAUGUCCAUCUAAACCUGGAAGGUACCAUCUCACAUCUUUUUGCAUGCACAAGUUCACUACUUAAGAUGGAGUAGUGUGGAGAGAAGAACGUGGCAUAAAGGUGUCCCUAAAUUCAGUAGUUCUUAUUCAACUUAUGAAGGUAGGCCUGUGUAAGGUCAGGCAGGCUGAGGCUGUCACUACUCACCAUUGUUUCUCUGCCAACGAAAAAAAAAAAAAAAAAAAACUAAGUAACUGGUCCUAGCAAAAACUCAAAAAAUUCAGUGAGACAAGUUUUCUAAUGCUAAUAGAUUCAGUUUUGGCACCUCCAUAGAUUGAAUAAAAUUAUCUUAAGCCAUCCAAACAUUUUUUUUAGUUCAAAGGAGUGCAACGCCGUAUUACAUGGAAAGGAGGGGAUGACUUGAUACGAAUUCAAACUCUAAUAUUUUCGUUAAAACUUCUUAACCAUUAGACCAAGCAGCAAAAAGCAAGCCAUCCAAACAUUUUAUAACUAGAAAAAUCUCCACUUAAUAUCAGCUUUACAUGGAAUACAGAGCACUAUCUUCUACACUCAAGCCUAUUCUGGUCAUUCAAUCAUUAAUUUACCAUCAUAACAAGGCAUAAAUCAAUAACUCGUUAACCUUAUCAAAUCCACUCCACUAGAGUGAGUAGGGAUGAACAGAUUAAAUCAAUUGAAAUCAAGUAAUUUCAAUUGAGUCGAUUUGAUUUAUUUAAUUUUGAUUAUAAUCAAAAUUUUG
Messenger RNA from Durio zibethinus, 2467 nucleotides. RefSeq names its product universal stress protein A-like protein. The record is from RefSeq and is a predicted model, not a curated record. NCBI's taxonomy places the organism in Eukaryota, Viridiplantae, Streptophyta, Magnoliopsida, Malvales, Malvaceae.